AAAAAACUGUCACAAGUCGCAGACGCCAAUUGAACUGCUGGUGCGCAUGCCGCGAGCAAAGUCUACGCCGCGCGAUGAAGUGCCGGCGCCAGGCUCUGACGACCGCGGGCCAGACAUCGUGAACCUUAUGGACAUCCCUGUGACGUCACCCAUCCCGAUUUUGCGCCUCAAAACGCUAUCGCAUCUACGUCGUACCGCUGCGGAACGCAAGCGUUCCAAGAAGACUAGAGAGCUUGAGGAACGUUUAGCGUAUGGCAAGGACGAGCUCAAGAGAUUGCAGAAGCUGAAGCGCCGACGAUCGACCAAUGGACUGCCGAUCUCCACGACGUCGUUCCCGGAUCUAAUGGAUAAUUUGCCACAGCUGCAGGAGAUGGACGAGGAGUUCCAUGUUGGCAAGAAUCUCCGCUUCCCAUGCGAAUGCCGGUCCUGCAAGCAUCUGAAGCGCUGGAGCUCCAUUUUGCAGCCCUACCGCUGUACGAGCGCUUCGUGCAAGAUCGCAUUUGAGUCGUUCACGGACAUGUACGAGCACCAGCUCGAGGUGCACGGAGGUCUCGACCCGAGAUCUAAUCGUGUCGUGAACGACACAUUCCGACAGCAACGAGGCAUGCUGGCCUACCCACCCCCUACCGUAUAUGCGGCGCAGCAAUUCAUGGUUCCUAGUCGCCCACCGACCCCGUGGAAGUCGAUGAAAGAGCUGGAUGAAGAGGCAAAGAUAGUGCGUAAGAAGUUGGUGGACUACAAUCAGCAAUAUGAAACACCCUACAAGUUGUUCGACAUGGGAUACAAGCUGGUUAAGAAAAACGGAUGGAAGGAGGUGCAAUGGCAGUACCAAAUUGCCAUGGAGCACUUUUACUCCGGGUUCAAGUUCCCGGCCUCGAGUCGCAGAUUCCGAGACGGCUGCCCAUCGGUUGAACGAGGCAGAAAUUGGCUGACUUCUACAGACCGGGAAGACGCUCGGGUGCUGCAGCCGUUUAGUCUUGGCGACAAAACCGACGUCGAGCCUGAAUUUGUGCUGAUUGACACGAAACGCGAUCAGGAGAUGCAAAAAAAACUCAUCGAGUUAAGCGACGACUCUGCUGACGAUAUUUUACCCACUAGAGGCAGAACUCGCCGCAAAAAGAAGACCUUUAAGAAGGAUGACGACGUUGAGAUGAAGACACAAGAGGAUGAUGACGACAGCAUUAAACUGAAAGCCUCUGGAGGUGGUGAAGCCAACACCAUCAAUGAAAGCAAAGUCUUUGAAUUCGACAGCGACAGCGACGUAUCUGUUAAGUCGGAAGUUAAUACCGAGGGCGAGUUGAAAUCCUCUCGGACUGCCAACGCUAGAGAUAGCGAUAGCAGCAGUGACGGCGACAGUGAAGAGGAACUCGAACUGAAAGACUCUAGAGGUGAUGACAGCAAUAACGACAGCGAUAGCGGCAGCGACAGGGACUCCGAGUUGAAAUCCACUGGAGCUGCCGGCGCUUGUGACAGCGACCAUGGAAAGGAACUCGAAGUCAAAGUCUCAAAAGAUAGUGCCGAUGAAACCGUAAGUGACACAGAGAGUAGCAAUGACGACGAGAUCGACGUGAGGGCCUCUAAAGGUGGUAACGAUGACUUAGUCAGCGAUAGCGAUAGCAGCAGUGAUGACAAAGUCGAGCUAAACGUCGUUGCAAACACGGUCACUGAUAGUGAUAACGAGAGCAAAAGUGAUAUCGACACCGACGAUGAUCCCAACUUCUCCAAGACCAAGCUUGUUCACGAAGUGACCUCGUCCUCAGAAGACAGCGACAGAGAUACCGACGUGGAGACUAAUCUCGCUCAAGACGAAUCCAGCCAAUUCGUCAGCGACACCGACAGCGAAAGGGACGAAGAGCACAAAACCCUCAACUCGCAAGACGACAUAUUUAAUUAACCAGAAUAGACAAUAGAUCCUCCAGUGUCCACCUCCCAGACUCCACGAUUUUCUAUGUACGCCACAUGAACUUCCA
This is a messenger RNA of Phytophthora nicotianae INRA-310, 1970 nucleotides long. RefSeq lists its product as hypothetical. The record is from RefSeq and is a predicted model, not a curated record. NCBI's taxonomy places the organism in Eukaryota, Oomycota, Peronosporomycetes, Peronosporales, Peronosporaceae. The transcript has 2 exons. The coding region runs from base 47 to 1894 and encodes 615 amino acids.